AUGCCAAGCACAGCCAUGAAGAAAAAGGUGCUUCUGAUGGGUAAAAGUGGGUCCGGGAAGACCAGCAUGAGGUCCAUUAUCUUUGCAAACUACAUCGCCAGGGACACGCGGCGCCUGGGUGCCACAAUCGAUGUGGAGCACUCCCACGUUAGAUUUCUAGGAAACCUGGUCUUAAACCUCUGGGACUGCGGAGGACAGGACACCUUCAUGGAGAACUACUUCACCAGCCAGCGGGACAACAUCUUCCGCAACGUCGAAGUCCUCAUCUACGUCUUCGACGUCGAGAGCCGUGAACUGGAGAAGGACAUGCACUACUACCAGUCGUGCUUGGAGGCGAUUCUUCAGAACUCCCCCGACGCGAAGAUCUUUUGUCUAGUGCACAAGAUGGACUUGGUGCAGGAGGAUCAGCGGGAUUUG
Leptosomus discolor (cuckoo roller) is the source of this 417-nucleotide messenger RNA. The record is from RefSeq and is a predicted model, not a curated record. NCBI's taxonomy places the organism in Eukaryota, Metazoa, Chordata, Aves, Leptosomiformes, Leptosomidae.